GGGCACGGCAGGCAGGCAGGCAAGCAAGCAGGCAGGCAGGCAGGCAGGCAGGCGGCGACGGAACGGGGACGGCCGCUCCGCUGCCAGUCACAUCAUCCUACCUCUGUGGAUGGCCUGGACCCCUGAGUAGCUGGAGGCUCUUUGGAUGACCACACUUUAUGCAAAAUCCGGAAUCUUCCUGCCUGGACUCCUCUCUCUUUUCUAAGGGUUCAUGUUGGGGAGAGGCCUAAAACGCAAACUGAGUGACUAUGAGGAGAACAUGGCUGGUCUCUCUAGUGCCUUCGAUUCCAGUCGAAAUCUGCCAUAUCCAGUUAAGAGGCAGCUGGUGCUUAACAUGUGCCUCACCAAGCUACAGACUUACAAAAUGCUGGUGGAACCGAACUUGCACCGCUCUGUCCUCAUAGCCAACACAGUGCGGCAAAUUCAAGAGGAAAUGAGACAAGAGAGUAAUCAGCAGGCAAUUACCGUCUGCACUGGCAUUACUCCUAGUUCUCCCAGCUACACAGGGAUGGAGUCAUCUGGGAUUUCCCUACAGCUGCCUUCAGGUAUUAGUCAGCAAGAGUCUAACUGUUGUGACUUGAGGUCUGCGGAGGACCCGAUUGAAAAUAGCCUGCUGAUAGUUUCAGAUGAUGAUAUGUCGUCUGCUAUUUCGUCUAUUCUGAAGGAUUUAGACUUUGUAGAAGAUAUAAGCCCACCUACUUGUCUGGUUCCUGCUGGAGAUGAGCAGCCAAAGUUUCCAGAAAAUCCCGGUCUAAAGCUAGAAGACGAUAGACAGGAUUUGAAAGGAGCCGAAUGCGUGUUUGGUUCCUUUGAGAUUUCCAAUUCAACCAGCUACUUGAAGGAUCUGGCAAUAGAUGACAUUUUUGAAGAUAUCGAUACUUCAAUGUACGAUUCAGACUUCUGUUGCCCCCCGCUGAUGCCGCCCAGACCACCACCUCUUGCUACAGAAGAACCGUUGAAGACCUUUCCAACUUGUAAUUCUUCUUCAGCAAACAACAUUCAAAUAUGUAGAACAGAUCUGAGUGAGUUGGACCACAUCAUGGAGAUUCUGGUUGGGUCCUGAUAUUUGUUUUACCCAAAGAUACUUUUUGACUGCCGCUUUCAUUUGGUUUCAGGAUAAAAGCCACUGGAAACGUUGUAAAGAAUUAUUUAAAACACAGCUAAAAAUAACUUGUCUGUAGUGAGGUUUCCUAAAUAAUUCCAAAACUUUUAAACCUGGAAGGUGGUGGUCCUUUUUUCUUUUUUUUCUUUUUUUUUUUUUUUAAGAAAUAUUUAUUUAUCAGAACUGUGCAAUCAUCUUUUUUUCCCUCCAGGGUACAUGUGGAACAUUAGGCACAUACCCUUCUCACCCCUCAUGCCUCUUUCAAUAAACUUUUUUAUGUGCAAUUUUUAAUUUGUCAGAAGAAUUUACAUGCAAAACAAAUUUCAUAUGAGAUGAUCUUUUACAAAGCCUCCACUUUAUUUUUAAUAUCAGAGUCUAUGCCACGUCAGCAUACGUCGAGUUGCGUAGUUGGAUUGAAUGGAUGCAGACACAUUACUAGAGAUGGGUAUAUUUUAAAAAUGAGACAACGCUUUGCUUUCUUUUGGUCGGAAAAGCAGAUCAAGACACUUGUCAACAAAGUCUCUUGCAUUUUCUAAAGCAUUCAGAACUAUUUAUUUUUGUAAAUUUUAUAGUCUUUCUACAUUUUACUACGUUAUUUCAUCAUAGUUCAGAUAUAAUGGACUUCUAGUUGGAUGUGUUUAGCACUACCUCUGAGCUGAAAUGCUUUAACUCUUUUCCAGUGCUUCGUCUAAGACUGCAGAUCUUUUUGUUUCUAUUUUUUUUCUGGGGGAAAGUACUUCUAACUCAUCGAGCUGAUCCUCUGCCAGUGACCCAGCUGAUUGGUGAAAUCAAGGGUAUUCGAUGUUUAAAAACUUUUAAGUAUUUACAAAUGUAAUUUAUAUGUAGAUUGUGCAAUUUAACAUUUUUCUGUCAGUAUUAUGUGCUUAGAUUUUGAAUAAUCUUGGCGUUCUUUAAAUUAAAACUUAAUAUGUACAGGUAGCUUUUUAAUCUGUUUUGGGAAACACUGUCCUCCAACCUUGCUUUCACUACGAAGUUUAAGAUGAUUUUUAUGUGCAAUAUUAUUUAAAAGAGAUCCACGUUUGUAUGCCUGGCAUUGUAGAAAGAAACGCUUCAAACUUAAAGCUUCUAGCACCUUUGGAGGAUACUCAAAGAGUCAGCAUUGCUGUAUCCUUUGAGAGACAAAGUUGAGAACGCUUCUCGCUGCACCGGUGCAGUUCUGAAUGCUCCUGAAACGCUCGCGAGGAGGCGGUGCUGUGGGAGCUCAGGGGCUGCCUGUGUGCUUCCAAAGCGUUCUGGUGGUUGCUAAUGAUGAUUAUGCUGCAGAUUGUACUGAAGGAUGGGGGAAGGAGGGGUUUGUGUGCGUGUGGCAGGUGUGUAUACCAGUAUAUAUAAGCGCACUCGUUAACUGAAGAUGAGAUUUGCAGUGAGAGCUAUUUCUCUGUCAAGCAGUUUGGCUACCGUGUUUCAGAUUGAACUGAGGUCUGUAUUUGAUCCUUGCUGUUGUCUUCUGAAGUACACACUUGCACACUAGUGGUUGAUUUUGGUUUUUUGUUUUUUUUUUUGGGGGGGGGGGAGUUUUGUUUUUUUAAUGACAGAAUUCUACUUUGCUCUUGAAAGCUGCAGCACCUGUCUCAUAAGAAAAUUUGUAGUGGUAAAAGCUUUGCUUUGGUUUUAUUUUUUGUUUGUUUUGUUUUUGUUCUGCUGGGACUCUAAAUGAACGGGGCAUAUGCAGAGAAAGAAAACACUGCCCAGGUGUUGCAUCUCAAAAGUUGGAGCCCUGGCCCUGCUGAAGGUGCCAGGAUGUCACCUACUAUUUCUAGUCUUAACUGAUGCUGUAGCACACCUACCUUGUGCAAAGAUCUCCAUUUCUUACUGUCACUGUGUUAACAGUGAGCUGCCAAUACAGUUUGGUAUCCCAGACCAGUGGAGAACCAGUUCAGGUCACAUCCUCACAGCCAUCUGGGUUGUUCAGCAACCGAAGGGUAUAAAUGUAUUUAUAUGCAUAUAAUGUAUUGAUUCUAAUAUAAAACUUCUGAUCUAAAGUAUUUUGAAUUGCUGGAUAAAGGGAUUUGUUUGAAGAGUGUAUAAGUAGUUCUUGAAGAGGUACAGCUUCAGAAUGUACACAGAUUGUGCAUUGUGUAUAGACUACUCUGGCUUUUCCUCAGCCUCUACUUUUGUAUUAAAGAUAUGCCUGAAUAAAUCCUUGAAAUAUUAAGGGCCUUCUGCACUGUGAUGAAGCAGAGUUAUGGUUAAAAAUGUCUUUAAAUUCAGCGACGAGGAAUAAAGCAAAAAGACUGCAUUUAAUUUCUUCUUGCAUUUGAAAAUAUGGAAUGUUACUAUGCAGUAAAGGUAUUUUGGUAUGAAAAUUAUAUCAUGUAGCAAAUAGCAAACAGUUAAUAAAUCCACUUACCUUGCAGCCCCCACAAGGAGACUUGCUUUUCAGCAUUUACAUGCUAAAAGUUUUUUGUACACUUCAGACAUAGAUUAAAUUGUUGGUACAUUUCAUCAACAGUACAAAAUGUGAUUUCUGUUCAAUCUCUUGCCAGAAAGCUCUGUUUCCAAUUGGUUGCUUGCAUCACAGUGCCAAGACCGUAAGCUGGUAUGUAAUGCAGUUGGGUUAUGUAUGGAAUUAUGUGCAAAGGGAAGUUUUAUUAUUUUUUUUUUAAAUAUGCACAAACUAAUUUUAAAAUCCUUCCAUGUAAAAUGAAGUUAGAGGCUAGUUGUGGUGGACCUAUUUAUUGUAUGUUUGGAAAUAAAAGCCACAGUUUUGCAGUUUAACCAUUUA
Molecule: messenger RNA, 3848 nt
Organism: Centrocercus urophasianus (Greater sage-grouse)
Lineage: Eukaryota; Metazoa; Chordata; Aves; Galliformes; Phasianidae
Product: SERTA domain-containing protein 2-like
Exons: 3
Coding region: 212-1063 (283 amino acids)
Cellular component (GO): nucleus
Molecular function (GO): transcription regulator activity
Source: RefSeq, a predicted model, not a curated record